Messenger RNA from Dipodomys spectabilis (banner-tailed kangaroo rat), 1663 nucleotides. RefSeq names its product solute carrier family 31 member 2 (gene Slc31a2). The coding region runs from base 11 to 532 and encodes 173 amino acids. Gene Ontology annotation, molecular function: copper ion transmembrane transporter activity. NCBI's taxonomy places the organism in Eukaryota, Metazoa, Chordata, Mammalia, Rodentia, Heteromyidae. The record is from RefSeq and is a predicted model, not a curated record. Gene Ontology annotation, cellular component: membrane. Gene Ontology annotation, biological process: copper ion transmembrane transport. The transcript has 4 exons.
CUGGGACCACAUGACUGGCGCGGUCCGGGGCGCCGUCGCUGCGGCUGCUAGCGAAGUUGGAUCCGAGACCCGGGCCGUGCACCCUUCAAGAGCGCUCACCAUGGCGAUGCACUUCAUCUUCUCAGACAAGGCCGUGCUUCUGUUUGAUUUCUGGAGUGUCCACAGUCCUGCAGGCAUGGCCCUCUCAGUAUUGGUGGUUCUGCUCCUGGCUGUACUAUAUGAAGGCAUCAAGGUUGGCAAAGCCAAGCUGCUUCACCGGACUCUGGAGAGCCUGCCUGUCUCCAGCAGCCAGCAAGUUAUCCUGGAUACAGAUCGGGAUUCUGCAAGUUUGGACUCACCCCGGGCUAACAGAAGGCCCUUCAGGUGGUUUCUGUGCUACUUUGGCCAGUCUUUGGUUCAUGUUGCUCAGGUGGUCAUUGGCUACUUUGUGAUGCUGACUGUUAUGUCCUACAACACUUGGAUUUUCCUGGGUGUGGUCCUAGGCUCAGCUGUGGGUUACUACCUUACCUACCCACUUCUCAACACGAUGUAGCUGGCAAGGGAUGCACAGGUGCUGAUGGCUGGAAGGGCCACUCUGCCAGACCGUACUUCCACUCACAGCCACUUCUGAUGGCAACUACUCACCGUCUUUUCCAGUUCCUGACAACUUUGAGCUGAAGCCAGCAGGUCCUCUCUGGAGCUCUGAGGCCACUGCAUCCACCUCCCAUCUCCACCAACCUACUCAGGGCCAAGCCUUGUCUGCUGCCUCAAGAAGGCAGCUGUGACCAAUGGGAGAAUGGAGAGAAUCGAGGCUUGUAGGGGAGAGCAGCUGAGCCUAGCAAGCUGCAUGUCUGAGUCAGAACGUGAGCAUUUCCAAAGACCUCCGGGACAAAGAGGGUUCUGGGUGAUGAAGGCCAUGGAACCCACAUGGCCUCUCUUCUACUUUGUGCCUUUUCUACAGAAGCAUUUUCCAUUGGACAAACUGACCUCUUUUGUGCUUAGAAGGACAAAAUCCGGGCUCUUUUGUCUCACCUUUAAGCCCUGGGAACACAUGAAGAUCGACUCUUCCAUGAAUCAUGUUGACAAACUAAGAUUUCUCGUUUUUCCCACUCAACUCCUGGUUGGCAAUUUUGCACAUUCAGUCAAAAUAAAAAUUUUAAUGGUUUCAUUCUGUCCAUGACAGACGGCAGUGUCUGCCGAGGUCCAUCUCCCAUUCUUAGGGAAAGAUUGGCAGCUGAGAGGCAAAGACCGCAGUCUGUUCCCAAGGCUGCUGGCUUGUCCUUUGGGCACAGUGAGCUCCCACCUCAGCCUGAUGGCCAGGGUACUGAGGGGCUCUUUAUGGCCUUAAUCCUUUUAUCCACAAUAGAGAACUACUUUUAAUACUAUUCAGUUAUUAAUGUUCUUUAUUUAUUACUGCUCGCUCAUAAUGAUCCAGUGAAGAAACAUGAUUCAGUCCUUGAAGAUAAUAAUUAAGCCACAUUGGGUGGGUGGAUGGGUAGACUGUUGAUUGAGGGUGCAGUAAACAGACAAACCAAAGUGAGUAUAUUUUUCGAGUUGGAAAAUAUACUGCUAUAUAAUACUGUAAUGUCUAUGCUUAGGCACCUCAUGGGCUUGGUGGAAAGAUGCUUUUAAGCUUUGGGAAUGAAAAACAAAUACAUUUUAAUAAAUAUAUAUUUUUAAACAA